AAGUAGAUAUGCGUAUGAAGAAGUGUUUAAUGAAGUAACUGAGCAUGCAGGUAGGCAAGUAGGUAACUACGUAAGUAAGUUCGACAGGGAGGAUGAGGUGCUGUGCCUAAUUAAAGGUUGCAACUUCCUUUUGCGUAAUAUUCCGGACGAGUCGUUCUCCUUCCAUUACCACGAGAAGAACGAGUACCAGUUUCAGACUGUCGAUCCAUGCAACGUUUUUCCGUACCUUCUGGUGAAUAUCGGUUCUGGUGUGAGCAUCGUCAAAGUCGAUUCUGAUGUGAAAUUCGAACGCAUCGGAGGUACGUCCUUAGGCGGAGGUACGUUCUGGGGACUGGGUUCUUUGCUGACUGAAGCUAAGGGCUUCGAUGCGCUGUUGGCACUGGCUGAGCAAGGGGACCAUCGAAACAUCGACAUGUUAGUGGGAGACAUUUACGGCGGCUCGUAUGAAACACUCGGCAUGUCUCACGACUUGAUCGCCAGCAAAAAUUCGUUCGACCAGAAGGACAUCGUCCGCAGCCUUUUGCUGACCAUCAGCAACGUCAUCGGACAACUUGCCUACCUCUAUGCUACAGUCAACAGCAUAAGUCGGAUUUAUUUCGCCGGCUAUUUCAUACGGGGCCACCCAGUCACAAUGCGGACGAUUUCGUUCGCUAUCAACUACUGGAGUAAAGGGACAAUGUCCGCGUUGUUUUUGCGCCACGAAGGUUACCCAGGCGUUAUCGGUGCAUUCUUAAAGGGUGCUGAAGAAGACAGUAAGUGA
This is a messenger RNA of Soboliphyme baturini, 760 nucleotides long. The record is from the annotation of a GenBank genome assembly. NCBI's taxonomy places the organism in Eukaryota, Metazoa, Nematoda, Enoplea, Dioctophymatida, Soboliphymatidae.